UGGUGGAGGACGGGGAGAGAAGAAGGAGGAUCCGGGAGCAAGCGACAACAAAAAGGGUCUGGCCUGGGACUUGGCAAAACGGGAUCAUCGAAGGUUCAUUGAAGGAUCAUCAUUUUUUUGUUCCUUUUGAUUUUAUUUCUCAUAUUUUGAAGCUUCUUCUGUUUUCCAUUGAGAAUAUCAUCCGUACGAUUCAAUGCCGUCCAACACUGUUGCCACCAACAACACCGCUGCAUUCCAAAGCUUAGACUACACCUGUGAUGCAUCUGGGAACAGAAUGAGGGAGAGCACGAUACUGGACACAGAGCUGGCACCAGACGAGACAUCCUCUAAAAGCAACACCAGCUGUAAAGAGGGCCGGCCUGCUGGGAGAAAACACAAGCACAUCUCUGCGGAGGGCAGUGUGUCUGUGAAGGACAGUGUGUCUGUGAAGGACAGUGUGGCCGGAGGCGGGGGCAACAGUCUCACCGGGGUGGCAGCGGAAAGAGAGAGAGUGUCUGUGGCGCAGGUGCAGAAUGGAGUCAUGAGCGGCGGGCACACAGACAGAGACAGGACCCAGGCUGAUGCCAGCAGCUGCCCCAAGCAAGAGAGGAAAGGUCCAGAGAAGAACGGGUUACCAGGUGCCCCUGGUUCCUCCAGUGCCAGUCAGGCUGAAGACGGCCCCCCGGGACCACCCACCCUCCUGCAUCAGAGCCGGAGCCCCCCCUCCCUGGAAAACAGGUUUCUAGUGAGCCGGGAGCUGAGCCGGGACGAGCAGGACGACUCUGAGAAAGACAAAGAGGAGACUCUGACAACUCCGCCACGUAAGAAACGAGGCAGGCGGAAACUGGAGCGCCCAACGAAAUAUGUGGAGCAGAAGGAGGACGGAGGUGAUACAGCCAAGAACCAGGGAGUUGGAGGCCCUGGGACAGGCAGGCUGCGUGGCUCCGUCAGUCUUCGUCAGAGGCCCAUCCCCAGAGUAACCUUCCAGGCCGGUGACCCAUAUUACAUUAGCAAGAGGACCAGGGAGGAGUGGCUGGCCAAGUGGAAGAUGGAGGCAGAGAAAAAAGCCCAACUGGUAUCAGUGUUGAACUUAAUGGAGGACCAUGAGGAGAUGGAGCCUGAGCCACAACAGAAAGAAGAGGUGUCAGUCAUCACACCCCACCAGCAACAACAACAACAACAGCAGCAGCCCACGGAACCAGCGUCCCCGACUGUGGCCACCACACCUGAACCUGUCCCCAUGGCAGGAGGGGACAAGACAUCCCCCAAGACUGCCGAUACUGAGCCGGAGUACGAGGACGGGCGGGAUUUCGGCAUUGGGGAGCUGGUGUGGGGGAAGCUGAGGGGGUUUUCCUGGUGGCCUGGUCGUAUUGUCUCCUGGUGGAUGACCGGACGCAGCCGAGCUGCCGAGGGGACACGAUGGGUCAUGUGGUUCGGUGACGGAAAAUUCUCAGUGGUGUGUGUAGAGAAACUGUUGCCUUUCAGUUCCUUCUCCAACGCCUUCCAUCAGCCGACCUUCAUCAAGCAGCCCAUGUAUAAGAAAGCCAUCUACGAGGUGCUACAGAUGGCUAGCACCCGUGCAGGCAAAACCUUCCUUGCCUGUCCAGAGAGCGAUGAGACAGACACCUCCAAGUCAGUGGAUCUACACAACAACCAGAUGAUAGAUUGGGCUGUGACAGGCUUCCAACCCACCGGGCCCAAGGGCCUAGAGCCACCAGAAGAGGAGCGUAACCCAUAUAAGGAGGUGUACCCUGACGUCUGGGUGGAGCCAGAGGCGGCAGCCUACACACCCCCUCCAGCCAAAAAGCCUCGCAAAAGCACAGCAGCCGAGAAACCCAAGGUCAAGGAGAUGAUUGACGAGGGGACGAGAGAGAGACUCGUGUAUGAAGUGAGACAGAAGUGCAGAAGCAUAGAGGACAUCUGCAUCUCCUGUGGAAGUUUGAAUGUUUCCCGUGAACACCCUCUGUUUGCUGGAGGAAUGUGCCAGAGCUGUAAGAACUGCUUUCUAGAAUGUGCAUAUCAGUAUGACGACGAUGGUUACCAGUCAUACUGCACCAUCUGCUGUGGGGGACGAGAGGUUCUCAUGUGUGGGAACAACAACUGCUGCAGGUGUUUCUGUGUGGAGUGUGUUGACCUACUGGUGGGGCCAGGCGCAGCACAGAUAGCUAUUAAAGAGGAUCCCUGGUGCUGCUACAUGUGUGAGAAGGGCCAGAAGGGAGUGUUCGGCCUGCUGGAGCGUCACACUGAUUGGCCCUGCCGUCUACAGCAUUUCUUCGCUAACAAUCACGACCAAGAUUUUGAACAACCAAAGCUUUACCCUCCAGUCAUGGCAGAGAAGAGACAACCUAUUCGUGUCCUGUCACUGUUCGACGGCAUAGCAACAGGUCUGCUGGUGCUAAAGGAGCUGGGUAUCCAGGUGGAGCGCUACGUGGCAUCGGAGGUGUGUGAGGACUCUAUCACGGUGGGCAUCGUCAGGCAUCAGGGACGCAUCAUGUACGUGGGCGACGUGAGGAACGUCACACGCAAACAUUUACACGAGUGGGGCCCCUUUGACUUAGUGAUUGGUGGAAGUCCGUGUAACGACCUCUCUAUUGUCAACCCAGCUAGGAAGGGUCUUUAUGAGGGCACUGGUCGGCUGUUCUUUGAGUUCUACCGCCUGCUGCACGAGGCUCGGCCCAAAGAGGGCGACAACCGGCCGUUCUUCUGGCUCUUUGAAAACGUGGUGGCAAUGGGCGUCAGUGACAAGAGGGACAUCUCUCGCUUUCUAGAGUGUAACCCGGUGAUGAUCGAUGCCAAGGAGGUGACUGCUGCCCACCGUGCUCGCUACUUCUGGGGCAACCUGCCUGGCAUGAACAGGUUGGUGAGAGAACGACCCUUGAUGGCCAUGUUCACUGACAGACUAGACCUUCAGGACUGUUUGGAGCACGGCAGAACAGCAAAGUUUGGCAAAGUGAGGACCAUCACCACUCGCUCUAAUUCCAUUAAGCAGGGUAAAGACCAGCACUUUCCCGUCUUCAUGAACGAGAAGGAGGACAUUCUUUGGUGCACUGAGAUGGAGAGGGUGUUUGGCUUCCCAGUCCAUUACACAGACGUGUCCAACAUGAGUCGGCUGGCCAGGCAAAGGCUUCUGGGAAGGUCGUGGAGUGUACCGGUCAUCCGACACUUGUUUGCACCACUCAAAGAAUAUUUUGCCUGCGUUUAACAAGAUUUGGCUCAACAAGACCACCUGAUUUUAACAAGAUUUUGGCUCAACAAGACCACCUGCGUUUAACAAGGCUUGACUUAACUAGACCAUCACAAACAUAGAACUGAUGUUGUAGCUAGAAACAUGAGCAUUGGUGAAAUUAUACUACUCCCUGGUACCUGGUAUCAUUUCCCAGGCAAGCAAAACAUCAUGAAAGUAAAUAUUUCAAAUUAUUUCUUGUAAUUUGAAAUGUACUUCUUAUUCUAUUUAAUAUGUAUAUGUCAUUUUACCUUUUAGCAGUGUUAUCCAGUAUUUUUAAAAUUGAUUUAUUUGUGCAAGCUAUACUUGAGACAAGGCUUUCUUCUCAAGGCACUGAGAAAGAAGAAACUAGGAUCUGUGUGGUUUUUAGAAUAAGGACUAGGGUUGGAUGAUUGGAAAAGAUCUGAAAGAGAGUUGAUAAUACUGUAUGUACAGUAUGUAUGUGAAAGAUAUUGGCUGUGUAGGCAUGAUUUUCUAUUGGCCAAUAUCUGAAGUGGGUAAAGCAAGCCACCGAUAGUAUAGUCAUGUUGAGUUUUGCUUCCUCCAGCUACUGAGCCUCGCAGAGCUAAAGUGAAUAAGGGUGAUUGUCGUCAGUGUCGUAGAAAGCUGUGUCUUAAUGAAUCCAAAACAUCAGAUCACAUAUACCUCUUUGUUUAAAGUUUAUAUACACAGUUAACUGAAGGUUAAGGUACUACUGUAAAAUGGUUACAAUACCAUGGUGCUUCACGACGAUAGGAAGCAUCACAGGUCAUGUGGCACAGGCACUACACUUUAGACAAGAUGGGAAUUUAAAAAAAACAUUUCCUGGAAAGUUUGUUUCCAGUGUAAUGUUUUCACUAUUUAAAGAAGUUUUGUGUUAUUUUAGUAAAUUUAAAUGAUUUCAAAGUGGCGAUUAAAGGUGUGAUGACUGCAGAAUAAUAUGCCAUAUCCUCCUCUUUUCUGUUUUACAGCUUUUAUAAACAUCAAUUGUACUGGUGUUUUUUCCCAUAAUUGUUCAAGCCUUUGCUACAUGUAAACUCAGGCCCCCCAUGCAUGCCUGUGUCUGACUCUGCACAAACACAACAUGAAGCUAGCCACAUGGGCGGUGAUGCGUUCUGUCGUUACAACAACAACAACAAAAUACCUUAAGAUCAAAGUCUGUGGUGAACUACUUUUUUCUAAUGUCAUUACUGUACAACUGUUAGUGAGCAUGGUGGUUGGACUGGAGGGAGGGCGGGUGGCCUGGGGUUUCCACAAUAAACUAAAGACUCUCUCCUUCCCUUUUUCACCCCUGCAAACUACAUACUGUCAGGUGCAAAUCUUCUAACAAAAUGGUGCGGCUUCACGAUGUUCUUCUACCUUUUUAUAGCAAUUUUGUGCUGUUUUACCAACAUAAAGCACUUUUUAUAUGUAUACUUUUUUUUUUCUUCAAUAUUUUAAAAUGUUUCUUCUUGGUUUUUCUUGUGAAAUGUUAUGUUUUUAUGAUGUGAACUGUUCUACAGCUGUGUAAUACAGUAUGUUUUCUAUACAGUAGGGCUGUGCCAAUAGAAGUGGAAGAAUGGACUCAUAGAAUUAUGUUAAAUCCAUGUAUCCAUGGAAAUGAUUGAUUAUUGAUCCUACUCAAUGUACAGUAGAUUCAUAGAAAAUGAUUGAUGUGCUCCAUUUUCAUAUUGUCUUCUGUUGAAAGCCGUAAUUCAGUAUGUCAUUCUCUGGAUAAAAAAAGAAUGUGUCUAUUUCUACUAACAUUGUAGAAUUUAAAACAGAGUUAAGGAACUAUGUUAUACCGUAUGUUUGUAACGCUACCUUCCCAAAUGAAUACCAGACCGCAGAUGCAAUGUCCUCUGCACUUUCCUCUUGUAGACCUCAAAUAAUUAGAAAAAGCGAGAGUGAUAGAGACAGAUUUUCAAACUUAUUACAGGGCCGGCUCCAGGCAUAAGCGUUUUUUUUUUUUUUAGGAACUCAGUCGGGGUCUGAACUUACUAUUGAGAGUAAAAAUAGUACAAUACACCAAUUUUGAAAUUUGGUUGGGCAUCAUUCUGCAGUUUUUCUUUUGUUAUGUCAGUCACUGACAGUCACUCAAUUGGCCAUGUCAGCUAACAAUUUUUAGAUUGGUAGUUAGUCUAGCCUGCUAUCUAAACUUGUAGUAGUCAUGGCCAAAUACUGACCGGGCAAGCAGGGCACGUGCCUAAGGCCCUGACCUCAAGGGUGGUUAGUUAUUCUCACUCUAAAUCAUGACAAAAUGGAUAGAAUUGCAGGAAAUUCGCUGUAAAACUGAAAAAAAAUUCAAAUUCUCUGCCCCAUGGCAAAAUGGAUAGAAUUGCAGGAAAUGUGUGAUGAAAUUGCAAAAAGAAUUCUCUGUCCAAUGGCAAAAUGUGUAGAAUUGCAGAAAACUUGAUUUAAAACUGCAACAUUUUCUCUACGCCCCAUGGCAAGAUGUGUAGAAUUGCUGGGAAUUCAUUUUUAAACUUGUGGACGAUUUAGAAAUUCGUUUUUCAGAACUCAAAACUGAAGAGUGAACGGUGACCAGAAAAAUACAGUAGCAGAGAUCAUGACUUACCAAUGUUCUAUCUAAAUAUUCAAAAUGACUUCAUUUCAUAAAUGUAGUUUCAUACAUGAUUAAGUUCUUAAGUGACCUUAUCGUAUCCUUUCCACCUUUUUAGUUGAACUUCGGACAUUGGGUUUGCAGGAAUCCUUAUGCGUUGUGUUGACAUUGAUGUUAAUUCCCUUUCCCUAUAGUAAAUGACCAUGCCCCUUGUACAGUUUGUACAUAGAGUUUUCCUGUCACUGUUUUUGGUUUGUUUGUCUCUUUUUGAAUUACCUAUGAGAUGUACAAAUAUAAUUCUUUGCUAAUAUAUAUCAUGGAAUUAGAAAAAAUAAAGAUUAGGUGAAAAAAUAAAAAUAAAAUCAAGUAAAAUAGUUUUUUUUUUUAAAUAUCAAAAUAAGCUAUGAAGCAUUAGAGGGUAGACUCCAAGUGUUGCCUUCUACUACUGUUCAUUUGUUUUGUUGAGUCCUGAGUGAAUCCAGUUUAAAUGUGUCAAGUGAUCUUUAGCCUAAUAAUGACAGCUUUAAGAUGCAACGGUCUCUACUUCACUGCACAGCCCUACAUAUUGUUGGUUGUUUUUGCCUUUUGUUUCUUUUUAUAAGAACUAUAAAGAGGGAUUGUAGGUGUUUCUGACGGUGCUAAACAUUUUAUCUAAUCAAGAAAAAAUAUAUUUGUUUUGGAAGAGAAAUAAAACUUGUCUUGACAAUGACUGUUUUUAA
This is a messenger RNA of Salvelinus namaycush (lake trout), 6442 nucleotides long. RefSeq names its product DNA (cytosine-5)-methyltransferase 3A-like. Gene Ontology annotation, biological process: negative regulation of DNA-templated transcription. Gene Ontology annotation, cellular component: nucleus; cytoplasm. Lineage: Eukaryota; Metazoa; Chordata; Actinopteri; Salmoniformes; Salmonidae. The transcript has 23 exons. Gene Ontology annotation, molecular function: methyltransferase activity. The record is from RefSeq and is a predicted model, not a curated record. The coding region runs from base 194 to 3181 and encodes 995 amino acids.